AGCACUCAGCAGGACCACACCAGGACCCAGCAGGACCCCACCAGGACCCAGCAGGACCCACCAGGGCCCACCGGCGCCCCUGGCCCGGAUGCUGUCUCCCCCCACAUGCCGGCUCCUGGCCCUGUUGGGCCCCGAGCGCGGGCGCUGGAUGCUGGUGGGGGGGCUGAUGUCGGCUUCUGCCCUCGGUGAGGUGGCUGCCCCAUACUUCACAGGACAAGUCACCGACCAGGUGACACAGAAGGAUGCAACAGCGGCCGUGUGGCCCCUUGUGCUGCUGGGGCUCAGCAGUGCCAUCACCGAGCUGGCCUGUGACAGCCUGGCAGCUGUGGCGCUGACCCGGGCGCGGGACCGGCUCCAGCGCGGUGCGGUGGCUGCAGUGCUGCGUGGGGACGUGCCCGGGCCGGGGGGCAGCCUGGGGGACACUCCAGGCGCGGUGGCCGAGCGGGUGACAGGGGACUCUGAGGCGGCGCACUCAGCGCUGGCCGAUGUGCUGGUGCCGGGGCUGUGGGCGUUGACACGGGCUGGGUCACUGCUAGCCAUGGUGGCCUGGCUGUCCCCGGUGCUGGGCCUGCUCACCCUUCUGGCGCUGCCCCUCCUCCUGCUGCUGCCACACGCCGUCGGGUGCAUCCAACAGGAUCUGGCACGGCAGGUGCGGAUGGCACAGGCCGGCACCACUGCACUGGCCCUGGAGUCACUGGGGGCCAUAGGGACCAUCCGGGCCUUCGGGCACGAGGCCGGUGUCACCACGCGCGUCCGGCAGCGCCUCGCCCAGGGACAUCAGUUGGAGCAGAGGGAGGCGCUGGCCUAUGCGGCUGGCUGCUGGGCCAGUGGGUUCCCUGCAUUGGCCCUGAAGUUGGUGCUCCUCCUCUUGGGGGGAUACUUGGUGGCUGCAGGGACUGUCACCCCUGGGGAUCUGGUCACCAUCCUCAUGUGCCAGCUGCACUUCAUCACCGCUGCGAAGGGUGUGCUCCACUACUUCCCGAUCCUGGCCAAGGCCGUUGGCUCCUCUGAGACACUCCUGGAACUGCUGGAGCAGGCCAGGAUGGUGGCACCCGCAGGGCCACCGUCACCUGUCACCCCCCAGGGCCAUGAGACCACAUGGACUCAGGGUCUGUGCCUCAAGGAUGUCUGGAUGUCAUACCCUGGGCGGUCCGAGCCAGUCCUCAAGGGGGUGUCGCUGUCACUGCGCCCCGGGGAGGUCGUGGCCGUGCUGGCGCCCCCUGGUGGCGGGAAGAGCUCGCUGGUGUCAGCGGCACUGGGACUGCGCCCCCUGGCGGGGGGGGCGGUGCUGCUCAACGGGAUUCCCCUGACCCCCAGCUCGGACCCUGCUCUGCGACAACAGGUUGCUGGUGUCCUGCAGCGCCUGUCCCUCUUGUCUCGCUCUCUCAGCGCCAACAUCACACUGGGCUGGGGCCACAAGGAGGGGACAGAGGUGAUGGCAGCAGCACAGCGGGUGGGGGUGCACACUUGGGCCAAGCAGCUGCCACAUGGCUAUGACACAGAGGUGGGCCCACGGGGGAUGCAGCUUUCAGGGGGGCAGGCACAAGGAGUGGCGCUGGCCCGGGCCCUGCUCAGGAACCCCCAAGUGCUGGUGCUGGAUGAGCCCACGCAGGCACUCGACCCCAUGACCCAGCGCCAGGUGGAGCAGGAGCUGCUGUGUCCCGGCGCUCCUGGGGCAGGGGAGAGGCCGGCAGUGCUUCUGGUGACAGGGCGGGUGGCCCUGGCCCAACGGGCUCCGAGGGUGGCCCUGCUGGAGAGGGGACGGCUGCGGGAGCUGGGGACCCCCGGGGAGCUAAGGACCCUCCCGUGGGGGACAGCGGGGGACACUGGAGACCCUGGGGAUGGGGAGGGGGACGACUAG
Messenger RNA from Pseudopodoces humilis (Tibetan ground-tit), 1861 nucleotides. The record is from RefSeq and is a predicted model, not a curated record. Lineage: Eukaryota; Metazoa; Chordata; Aves; Passeriformes; Paridae.